AUGACUGUGGAGAAGAGUAAAGGUAUGGAGAAGAAGGCGCCGGCCACGAGGAAGGUGGCACCAGACGGAGGCUGGGCUUGGAUGGUGUGUUUAGGUGUUAGUUUAGUUAAUUUUUCAACACGUUCUCUUGAACCGUCUUUCGGUCUACUGUUCAAAGACCUACUGGAUGAUCUCGGUGUACAUACGACCGGGGCCUCGGUCAUCGCCAGUACUCUGGAUUCGGUCGUUAACUUCUCAGGGUUCUUUGUGGGACCAGUUAUAAAGACCUUCUCAUACAGAAAAGUUUGUUUUGUUGGCUCCCUGAUAUGUGCCUUGGGACUUUUAUUUACAGCGCCAGCCAACAGCAUGGGUCAUAUUUUAGCUACAUAUAGUAUUAUUGGAGGUUUCGGAGUCGGUCUUGCCUCGUCGUCGUCCUUCGUGUCCCUUAACCAUUAUUUCUCGAAGAAGAGAGGUCAAGCCGUUGGAUUGUCUAUGGCCGGGACUGGUUUUGGCCUGAUGGUUAUGCCGCAACUAGUAAAAAUUCUACUUGGAGAGUUCGGCUUUAGAUGGACUGUGGUCAUUCUAGGAGGUUUGGCUUUCCACGCGGUCCUUGGUUCUUGUUUGCUACAACCUAUUAAAAGACAUUUGAAAGAGGAGCCUGUUGACUGUGAAAUGCAACUAGUCAAGGAAAUGGAGUGUAUUAACGAAAGCGAUGAGGAAGCGGAUGAUAAAUUCGAAAUAAAUCCUCUAGUGAGUCAUCCCAUGCCCAAACUACCUAAGCAGCGAUCCCAUACAAACAUGAACCAUCCGUCCGUAAGAACCAUAGGCCUGCCGAGGGCGAAAACCUACGACAAGCCGCUACAGGACUUCGAUAACCAGAGUACUCCUGGCUUAACUACCGCCGCCUCCGUGGCUGCCAUGCAGAGAGUUAUAUCAAGCGGGAGUAUGAGUGAGGCUGUGAGAAAGAGGAAAGUGUCUGUGAUAUCAAAUAUAUCCAAUAUGGAUUUUACUGGAAGCUACCUUCAGUUGUACAUUGAUGCAGUCGAUGAAGAUACGUUACAAAUGAAAUCAAUAAAGAAGAAUGAACCCGAAGAGAAGAAAGUCGGUUUUAUAAAGAAGUUCAUAAGUCUUAUGGAUUUAGAUUUAUUGAAGGAUUGGUCGUUUUUGAACCUUUUACUUGGUCUUUCUCUAUUCUGGAGUGGGGAACUUCAAUUUAGAAUGUUGACUCCGUUCUUUAUUAGGAGUUUAGGUUAUACAAUGAAUGAGACUGCGUUUUGUUUGUCAAUGACGGCUAUAACUGAUAUAUGCGUUCGUCUCGUACUGCCACCGAUUUUUGAUAGAACCAACAUUACUAAGAAGAUGAUAUUCUUUAUAUCCGCCUUCUUUUUGGCUGCAACGAGAUCUGUUCUAGCGGAACAAUCUGAAUGGGUGCCGUUGAUGAUAUGGUUGUCAAUAUGUGGUUUCUUCCGUGGCAUGUGUCUUAGUAAUUUCACUCUAACCAUAUCUGAAUACUGUCCGUUGGAAAAACUGCCUGCCGCUUUUGGUCUGCACAUGGUCAGCAAAGGUGUUUUUGUUGUCAUUAUAGGACCGUUAAUUGGUUAUGUAAGAGACUACACGGGCAGUUUCGCUACUUGUAUUCAUGUACAAAACGCCCUUAUAAUGUCAUGCGUUCUCGUCUGGGGAAUUGAAUACGCGCUUGCAUUCACAAGGAGACGGAAGGUUGUUCAAAUAUAG
Messenger RNA from Danaus chrysippus (African queen), 1713 nucleotides. NCBI's taxonomy places the organism in Eukaryota, Metazoa, Arthropoda, Insecta, Lepidoptera, Nymphalidae. The record is from the annotation of a GenBank genome assembly.